Molecule: messenger RNA, 766 nt
Organism: Colossoma macropomum (tambaqui)
Lineage: Eukaryota; Metazoa; Chordata; Actinopteri; Characiformes; Serrasalmidae
Product: transmembrane protein 100-like
Exons: 1
Coding region: 43-468 (141 amino acids)
Source: RefSeq, a predicted model, not a curated record
UAAGAGACGCUUGAGGUUCUACAGGUGCAACUAUCAGUCAUCAUGGAAUCAAUCCUGGAUCCCUCUGCCUUGCCUGACCCCACCCCAACAGUGACCUUUGACCCUAAGUCUGAAACAGUCACCCUUCCCAGCAGGGUGGUCUCUGUGGCAGGUGUCACCGUGGUAACUGGGGGCACAGAGAUGUCCUGGGGCUCCUGCAUGCUGGCCUUUGGGUUUUGGGGCACCCUGAUUGGCGUCAGUGCGGUUUCUGUGGGACUGUGGGACUCAUUGCACACGGGUGGAAACAGCUCCAUCCUACUGGUUUUGGGUUUGGUGGUUCUGGGUAUCAGCUCAGGUGUCGUGUUCGGGGUUGUAGUGUUCCGUUCCAUAAUGAAGAAGAGAGGACUGUCGAGAAGAGAGAGGGAGGAAGGGAAACUUGUGCUAGUGGCUGAAGAAGGAAUGAAUGUUAUUAAAACUGUGACUGUGUGAAAAUGGAAGGAGGCAAAUAUUGAUUGUGCUUCACUGAAUUUACACUACAGUUCAAAGGUUGGAGUCACUGUUUUCAGUAAUAUAAAACCAAUUUAACUGCAGAUUAAUGUGUGAAAUUAGUUUUAACAGCUUUAGAACUUCUAAUUAGUAGGAGGCUGUAAAAAUGUGAUGAACAGAGCUGCAGGACAUCGAGAAUGAAGGUGUAGUAAUACUGAUAUUUUAAAAGUGGUGAUCACAUAUCAUACUGUCAUUGAUAUAUGGGUCGUUCUCCAUUUGGAGGGGAAACCGUGUCACAACC